AUGGCCAAAGACUGGCUGCAAAAGAUCAGCCAAAAGAUGCAAAAUACCAACAAAAAUUGCGAUGAAUCCGAUGCAAAGGAUGACUGCUUGGCUGAUACCGUCGUUGUUGAAUUUUGCAAUGGUCGCUAUGCAAAAGAAGGCUCAGCUUCCUUGUUUCUGGGCCAAACUUACUUUUCAGAGGGAGCAGUACUUCAGCCACAGCAAGCUCGCUGGCCAACAGUUUCGGAACUUAAAGAUCCUGUUGGUACUGCAAACUGCCCGCGUAGUCUACCAUUUCCGAAAGGAGGCUUCUUGGACACAGAAAUGGACUUUGGACGCGGUCUUUCGUCCUCCGACUUCGCGCUUGGUCACAUCCUACCCGUCGACUCUGCAUGUUUGGCCGACGCCUACGAUGAAGAUGACAACACAGACUUGUGCAGUAUUCCAUAUAGGCUCAAAGAGCUGAUUUUAUCCAUUGACGAGACCUGA
Messenger RNA from [Torrubiella] hemipterigena, 468 nucleotides. The record is from the annotation of a GenBank genome assembly. Lineage: Eukaryota; Fungi; Ascomycota; Sordariomycetes; Hypocreales; Clavicipitaceae.